Molecule: messenger RNA, 255 nt
Organism: Dibothriocephalus latus
Lineage: Eukaryota; Metazoa; Platyhelminthes; Cestoda; Diphyllobothriidea; Diphyllobothriidae
Source: the annotation of a GenBank genome assembly
AUGGUUGGUAACAUCAAUGAUCCCGGAGUUGUCGAUCCAGAGCUUGCCGACGAUGAUAUUAUGUACCGUCAGCGGGAUCUUAUUCCAAGUGAAAUGGUGUCCCGUACGGCGCAAGAUGAGGUGGCAGAUCCCGAUCGGCUCAAUCUGAAGGUACUUGCCACGGAACUUAGUGGACAUGGAGAAAUCGAACCAGGUGUACCAAGCAUCACUCUCACAAUGGAGCGCAGCGACUGGAGGGUGGUGGCUCACCUAUAG